GCGUGUCCACACUCCAAAUCUUCUCUCUCUCUCUCUCUCUCUCCCUUUGCUCCUCAGCGAAGCAAAACAAAAAACUCGAUCCCAUCUCUGUAUUUGCACCCUUCACAAUUGACCAACACUCAAAACCCUGAACAGAAAGGGAAACCAAAACCCACCGAAUCUCUCAUUUCUCAAGGUAUAGAGAGAUUACUGGGUUUUUGGAGAUUCUUGGUGGUUUUUUCUAAAUUAACCCAAAUCAAUCAAACCUGUUGAAUAUCUGGUUUCUCAAGGUACAGAGAGAUUACUGGGUUAGAGAUUCUCGGUGGGUUUUUCCAGAAAAGAGAUUUUUUUGGGAAGGAAGGAAGUUGGGGGAUUCAUUUUCUCCCCCAACUUUGUGAUUAGUUGACAAGAAGAUGUCUAGUUUUGUGGGUGUUCUUGUUUCUGAUCAAUGGCUUCAAAGCCAGUUCACUCAGGUCGAACUUCGCAGUCUCAAAUCCAAAUUUAUUUCACUGAAGAAUCGGAAUGGUAAAGUUACGAUUGGAGAUUUACCACCUUUAAUGGUGAAACUGAAAGCUUUCGGAGAGAUGUUUAAAGAGGCUGAGAUUGGGGAAAUAUUGGCCGAAUCGGGUUCUGUUGAUAACGAGAUCGAUUUUGAAGGUUUCCUCCGGAUGUACUUGAAUUUGCAAUCUCAAGCUGCAGCAAAAUUGGGUGGUCCGAAGAACUCCUCAUCUUUCCUUAAGGCCACCACAACCACCCAUCUUCAUACUAUUAGUGAAUCAGAGAAAGCAUCUUAUGUUGCUCAUAUCAACAGCUAUCUCAGGGACGAUCCAUUUUUGAAGCAAUUUCUUCCUAUUGAUCCAGCUACCAAUGCUCUUUUUGAUCUUGCAAAAGAUGGAGUACUUCUAUGUAAGCUUAUCAAUGUUGCCGUCCCGGGCACUAUAGAUGACCGAGCUAUCAACACCAAAAGGGUACUCAACCCCUGGGAAAGGAAUGAAAAUCAUACUCUGUGUCUCAACUCGGCAAAGGCUAUUGGCUGCACUGUGGUUAAUAUUGGCGAGCAGGACCUAGUUGACGGGAGACCUCAUCUCCUGCUUGGGUUGAUUAGUCAAAUUAUAAAGAUCCAACUGUUGGCGGAUCUGAACCUUAGGAAGACACCGCAGCUUGUGGAAUUGGUGGAAGACAACAAUGAUGUUGAGGAUCUUAUGGGACUAGCCCCUGAAAAGGUCUUGUUGAAAUGGAUGAAUUUCCAUCUCAAGAAAGCAGGCUACAACAAAAGUGUAUCGAAUUUCUCUUCUGACUUAAAGGAUGGAGAAGCUUAUGCUUAUCUGCUUAAUGUUCUUGCCCCAGAACAUUGCAGUCCAGCCACUUUAGAUGCCAAGGAUCCUGCUGAAAGGGCUAAUUUGGUACUUGAGCAUGCAGAGAGGAUGGACUGCAAAAGAUACUUGACCCCCAAGGAUAUCGUUGAGGGCUCAACAAAUUUAAAUCUGGCAUUUGUUGCUCAGAUAUUCCAUCAAAGGAAUGGCCUUUCUACAGACAACAAAAUCUCUUUUGCAGAGAUGAUGACGGAUGAUGAGCAAACGUCUAGAGAUGAAAGAUGCUUUCGACUGUGGAUCAAUAGCCUUGGAAUUGCCACCUAUGUUAAUAAUUUGUUUGAGGAUGUCAGAAAUGGAUGGAUACUUUUGGAAGUGCUAGAUAAAAUUUCUUCAGGAUCAGUUAACUGGAAGCAGGCAACAAAACCUCCUAUAAAAAUGCCAUUUAGGAAAGUGGAGAAUUGCAACCAAGUUAUCAAGAUUGGAAAGCAAUUGAAGUUUUCCCUUGUCAAUGUUGCGGGAAACGAUGUUGUGCAAGGGAACAAAAAGCUUAUACUUGCUUUCCUGUGGCAGUUGAUGCGGUUCAAUAUGCUUCAACUCCUGAAGAACUUGAGGUCCCAUUCUCGAGGGAAGGAGUUUACUGAUGCUGACAUCCUUAAUUGGGCAAACAAAAAAGUGAAAAGCCGUGGCAGAACCUCCUAUAUGGAGAGUUUUAGGGAUAAGAACCUUUCAAAUGGACUAUUCUUCCUUGAUCUUCUCAGUGCCGUUGAACCAAGGGUUGUCAACUGGAACCUUGUAACCAAGGGUGAAAGCGACGAGGAGAAGAAAUUGAAUGCUACAUACAUAAUCAGUGUUGCUCGAAAGCUUGGAUGUUCUAUUUUCUUGUUGCCUGAGGACAUUAUCCAGGUAAAUCAAAAGAUGAUCCUUACCCUUACAGCCAGCAUCAUGUAUUGGAGCCUCCAACAAUCGGUGGAAGAUUCGGAUUCAUCUCCGUCCCCUGCACCGUCUGUUAAUAGUGAAGAUGAAAGUUCUCUGGGAGGUGAAGUCUCAAACUUGACUAUUGAUGAUGCGGCCUCUGAUACGACGGUCUCCUCACAGUUUGAAAACGAGGACCCCAUUGUUGCUUUCAACAUUUCCGCUGCCUCAAACAUUGCAAAUGAGGACACCCCUGUUGCUUCCAAUAACACAACCGAGGACACCCCUGUUGCUUCCGGUAAUACAACCGAGGACACUCCUGUCGUCACCCCUGAUGCUGGAGUCCCGCCACCGACUGAAAACGAGGAUUCUCCCGUGAAAGAAUGAACUGCAUAUUGCAGGUUUUUCACUUUUGAGGUCUCAGGCAGAUACUGGGGAAAUUGGUGAUGGGAA
Messenger RNA from Rhododendron vialii, 2657 nucleotides. RefSeq names its product fimbrin-1-like. Lineage: Eukaryota; Viridiplantae; Streptophyta; Magnoliopsida; Ericales; Ericaceae. Bases 393 to 2591 code for a protein of 732 amino acids. Gene Ontology annotation, molecular function: actin filament binding. Gene Ontology annotation, biological process: actin filament network formation; actin filament bundle assembly. The transcript is spliced from 16 exons. The record is from RefSeq and is a predicted model, not a curated record. Gene Ontology annotation, cellular component: actin filament; actin filament bundle; cytoplasm.